Molecule: messenger RNA, 993 nt
Organism: Penicillium arizonense
Lineage: Eukaryota; Fungi; Ascomycota; Eurotiomycetes; Eurotiales; Aspergillaceae
Exons: 4
Coding region: 1-993 (330 amino acids)
Biological process (GO): carbohydrate metabolic process
Source: RefSeq, a predicted model, not a curated record
AUGGAUAGAGGAAACAACACCUUAGCUAACUUUUACUACUUCUCAGACUUUACUGGGCUCAAAUGGUGGACUCACGGAAGGCUUGUCGACUAUAAUAUGCCAAACUCAGCCGAAAGCGAUAUUAGCCAAUGGCUCAUUGCUAACCCCAACCGCCUUAAUUUGGGUCGCAUUGGGUUUCACUUUGGAAAUGAAUCCAUUCAAGAAGAGAACCUAAAGAACAAAACACAGCUACUAGACAUUUGGUCUGGAAAACUUCUGUCCUCUUUCGUUCUAGGUGGAUCUCGCGUCGAUGUCAUGACAACAGUCGACCCAGACCGAGAUGUUAUUGCGAUAACAGUCGAAUCGGACCUCCUAUCGGAGGGCAAGCUGGGUAUAUUCUUCGAUUUUCCCUAUCCUGACUUGAACAAGUUUGAUGCUCCCUUCGUUGGGGUCUGGAAUAAUACCCAGUCCACAACGACUCUCCAGAAUUCUCAAGAGGGUGCGACGAUCCGCCAAAAACUUGACAAUAACAUCCAUUAUCUUCAUGCCAAAUGGGAUGGGCCUUGCAAGAUUUCAGGACCAUUUCCCGAGUCGAACAAAUAUAUUUUGAAAAGACUACCCGGUUCGAAGACACUACAUCUCAGCGCCUUGUUCACAACUGAGAAAACAGCACACAGUGUGAAAACUACUUCCGAAGUUGAAGGAUCUGCUGCAAGGUGGUGGAAUUCCUAUUGGACUUCCGGGGCGUUCGUGGAUAUUUCAGCCACGGGCGAACCAAACGCAAUUGAGUUACAGCGUCGAAUCAUAUUGUCUCAAUAUCUCUUAGCAGUAAACUCUGCAUCUGAUCAUGAGCCACAAGAAUCCGGCCUUGUGAAUAAUGGCUGGUACGGCAAGUUUCAUGCAACUGGAGAUGUGCUUCUGGCAUACCGCACAUUUCGCUCGCUGGAACCACUUCGAUUUAUUCCAGCGCAGCCAGCCGAGCAUGUAUCGAAAGUUUCUGCCAGCCUCCUAUGA